AUAUACAUAUUUAUAAAUCUCCAAUGUAGCGCUCAGUGAUUUUUAACCUGACUUGACCUCUUAAACGUGUAACCUUCUUAUAUUUUUAGUUCCCUCUAUGGGGUCAUGCAGCCUGCAUACCAAAGAGCUCUGCUUAGUUAACCAAACAUAAAGGGACAAAACUAAUGGAAGCUUAAACAAUAAAGAUAUGAUUUAUUUAAAACCGUAUUUAAAGUAUUUUAUAAGGGACAACAGCGUGUACUAACUGAUUAUUUCAUAUUUUGGAAAGACUGAAGAACAAGUAUCAGGCUUCUUUGUGGAAAGUGUAUGAUCUGUUGCCCCACUUAACGGCUGCCCGUAUUGUACGGAUGCACAAACACACGUACCCAUAUAUAGGAGCAUUUAUUAAAUCCCAACUCCAGGAUCCACUGUCGCUUCAGGCGCCCCUCAUAGUUGCCACAGCUCUGAGCAAGGGACAAAUAAGCGAAGGGUGGGAACUGAAUGUGGUCACCGCCCCUGCUCUUGCAGUUUUCAAACAGGUCCGUCACAUUACUAUAAAACGCCUAAGUGGCGCUGUGGAGAUCACUUCGCUGCGGGUGUGAUUGCUGUACUUUCGUGAUGUCUGGGCGUGGUAAAGGUGGAAAGGGGCUGGGGAAGGGUGGCGCCAAGCGCCACCGCAAAGUUCUGCGAGAUAAUAUCCAGGGCAUCACUAAGCCUGCUAUCCGUCGCUUAGCCCGACGCGGUGGCGUCAAGCGUAUCUCUGGUCUUAUCUACGAGGAGACCCGUGGGGUGUUGAAAGUGUUUCUGGAGAACGUGAUCCGGGACGCUGUAACCUACACUGAGCACGCCAAGCGCAAGACUGUCACCGCCAUGGACGUGGUCUACGCGCUCAAGCGGCAGGGCCGCACUCUUUAUGGCUUUGGCGGCUGAACUCCUGUUGGCCAUCUCCCUGAGCCUACUAAAACCAAAGGCCCUUUUCAGGGCCACCUAUUCUUUCACUCAAAAGAG
Messenger RNA from Delphinapterus leucas (beluga whale), 987 nucleotides. RefSeq names its product histone H4. Lineage: Eukaryota; Metazoa; Chordata; Mammalia; Artiodactyla; Monodontidae. Gene Ontology annotation, molecular function: structural constituent of chromatin; DNA binding; protein heterodimerization activity. Gene Ontology annotation, cellular component: nucleosome. The record is from RefSeq and is a predicted model, not a curated record.